Physcomitrium patens is the source of this 4449-nucleotide messenger RNA. RefSeq lists its product as uncharacterized. Lineage: Eukaryota; Viridiplantae; Streptophyta; Bryopsida; Funariales; Funariaceae. The record is from RefSeq and is a predicted model, not a curated record.
UGAGCUCGUCGCAGGAAUUGACAAAUUCUUCUCGAGACUGCCACGGUUCUUAAGGAUUUCGUGCCCAACUUGCAGUUUUGCCUGAUUUUGGAGUAUGAAUAUGAGCCUCAUGAGCUUGGUCCAAGGACCGAACUCAGCAACAGGCGGUGUUGGUCUGCAGGGUUCAAGGUGAAAGAAGAUUAAGGUUGCAAAAGAAUCGUGAACCUUGUGUGAGCUUUGAGUAGAAUAUGAUUUCGUAGAGUUUGCGCUGUACAUGAGAUUCGCCGGUGCCACCUCUUUGAAGUCUCAGCAGACCUGCGCACUAGGUCUCUCUCUCACACACUCACUGGGUCUGUGUGUUUUGAUGGCCUCGGGCCUUGGAGCCUCUCUGUCUCUAGGUAGGACGUAGGCAAGGCGUGCAUAGCGAGGCGUAGCCUUGCCUGCAUUCCGAAACAUCUCGCAUUGUGUCUGUAACAGCUGGGAGCUUCUCUUGCCCGUGGUGUCGGUUGUUGUUGUUGCAAUGCUCCAGUUCGGGAAUCCGCUCACUGCAGGUUCCACAUUCCUGAGUCGGUGGAUGUGAAGGUACCGCGUGUCCGUCCCGAUCGCACCGGCUGAACCUGUGGUUGCUACCCGUUUCUGUUUUCUGUUUCCCCCCCAUAUCCUUUUUCUUGAGGUUGGUUAGUCCUUUGGCUUUGCGCAGGAUUGGGAGCUGGUGUUUUGCCAAUAGUUAAUUGAGCAGGAGAUCAGCUUAAACCCUGCAUGUCUUUGCCCUGAUGCACUCUUGUUUGCGGCGGUCUCACUGUUCACGCAUUCUUCAAGUCAACAGUAGAGUGAUGGCAUGUGAGGAAGAUAAUUUUUUUAAGGAAGGAUCGAGUGAAGAAGCUUCUCUCAUUCCAAAUAUACAUCUCGAGUAGACUCAGUGAUUUUCACCCUCGUAAGAGCCAUGAACCUGAACCUGUUGUCGCGACCCCUCUCUGAUGGUUUGCUUGUGAUGCGUAAUUUGGCAAGAAACAAUUCUUUCCUUAAAAGAUCAGCUUGUCUUAAACGGCUUCAGGUCUCAAUUUGCUGUUGACAUUUCAAUGCCAUGUCUAGGUCUGUGUGUUCCUGCUGAGUCAUGAAGGGAGAAAUACUUGAUUAAGUCAACUCUUGCUGUGGACCUCUGCUGUCACUUCUCAGAGGAGGAAUCCUCUGGAUUUGGAGCGCAUCUCAUGAUCAUGUUUCUCUGUUCGAAUUAGCGGUGCAACAAAGGAGUGUUACCGUAUUUUGAGGGGCAGCUGCGGAUUUUGGAAAUCACUUGGAAUUCCUACUUCAGGGUGCACAACUUAAGCUCAAACAUCCCUGCUUAAAAGAAGGCAUCACCCGUCUUUCUUACUGCAGAUUGUUAAGUUUAGCAGAUAAGAAAUUGUCGUUUGAGAUGUAAAAAAUAAUCUACCAACGUGGUCAGUGACCCGAAGACCACCAAAAAGAUCCAUGGCGCCUUUCCCUGGUGCUAAUCAGAGUGCAAUGCGGAAACCAACCUUUCUUGACGGCACUGAGGAACAUCUGAAAGGUAAUGAUGAGGUUGGAACUGGAGGGCCUUCGUCUGACAGGAAACCCAUGAGCUUCAAUCCAUUCCGAGGUCAUAGGAGGGUUAGUUCUGGGAAUAUCAUCACAUCCUGCAAGUCUGUGGAAUCGACACUGAGGGAGAAAGGGAGAAGCUCAUCGUUCAGAACCACGUCGUCCGAGAAUCCACCAAUGGAGAAUGGAAAGAUCUUGUCACUCAGGACGGACAAAUACUCAGUUGCAAAGAUUGCAGCGUCUUUGAUUCAAUCCCCAGGAAAAAUUGAGAGCUCUGUGUCAAUUUCGAGGCUGAGUCACAGAACCUUGCCAGAGCAAGUAAUAUCUUCGCGACAACAAUUUCAUGUAGCACCAGAUCACAAAAGAGACGCAGGUGGAGACAAAGAGAAGGGCUGUGAUGAUGUAGUCAAGAACACGGAAGUAUUGAAGGGGGAGGGUGAAGCAGAAAUGUCAAUCAGUGGAGGCAAGAAAUCCCUUCCAUUUACAGAGGACGCUGCUUCAGGAUUACCUUCCGUCCAUUCUGGAGAGUUCCGACAUGGGUCUGAAAGUAUUCCGAGCUGUAACUUGACUCUCACGGAUCAACUGUCAUCGUGCAUCAACAAAUCCAAUCCUCGUAAAUGGGUGCUAAAUUCCUUCCCAUCUAAUGUGACACCAGAUAAUCCGAUUCUACUCUCAAACGAGACUCGUUCUGUCCACGGGGCAAAUUCAGUUGUCCACGAAACUUGUUCAGAUAUGGGUGUGAGCGCAACAAUCUUCAUCUCCCAGUCACAACCGUCGCACAUGGACGCAGAUGGAGACCUUUUUUCACUGGCUACAUCAACGGCGGUAUCUUCGUUAAGCUCGCAACAGAGCAGUACACAGAACUCCUUUCACCUAGAUCCUGAAAGAGUCCUGAAAUUGCCUCUGAAAACUGAUUCGCCUGAAGCCAGUAUGAUCGACAUCCAGGCUCUUCUGCUGGCUAAUGAAAGAGUAACUGAGGCAGAACUUACGGAGGCUGCAGUGAGGUCUAGCAUCAAGGGAGAAGACGUCUUAUCUGACCCCACAAGCAUAUUCGAAGAUUCUCAACAGAGUGAUGUACUGGAGGCAUGUAGAGAAAUUGGGGGCAACCAAGAAUCGCCACCAGCUAUGAGAAAUGAAUUGGCUUAUUCAAAGAGGUCUUGUCAUUUUGACGCUUGUUUGGGAAGAACUGUGAGCUUUGAACCUGGAUCAGGGCCAGAGCGGAUGAAGAAUUUUCGUAUGAGACGGCGAAGCAUUUCAGCCUCGGUACACGGAGCCAUGCUGCUAAAAGCUGUGUCUGAAUCACACUCUGGACCCUGGGCGAUGAAAGGAUUGUCCAAAGUUGGGCCAGUUGAAAUCAUUUCGGGAGAAGAAGCUUUACGAGCUAGAGAAUAUGUCCUUCGGAAAACAUCUCAAAUUUCUAUGGGGCGAGCUUCUGAAUCGUUCCGAUCUCCGAAGUCGACUCUAACAGUCUGCCCCGAAUCAAAAGCUGCGCUUCGUUCUGAAAGCGACGACCGUAAAGAGCUUGUUCAACAUUCCAGGGAUGCUCAUGUCAGCGUUGAGAGCACAGUUGCGUCUUUAAUCUCUGAUGCCUGCUCAUUAAGAAAUAUGUGUUUACCUUGCCGACUUCGUCUCACGUAUAUGCGUUUGAAGCGGUGUCAUGAGGACUACGGAGUAGCUUCUACCUGUGAAACUCAAAAACGAAAUUACCAUGAGGAGGUUCGGGGGCAUCAUCUUGACGUCAUAAAAACUGGUACGAAAUACACCUGCAUACAUGAAGGCAUAACCGCUACUUUUGAUGAGGCAGAAAGUUGCUCUCGCGAAAGAAUACUCGGCGAGGCAAACUCUAACUUUCAAGACCCAACAUCCGACGAUAAAUAUAAGUGUACAAACACAUCCGAAGCAAAUUCUGUAGCAAAUGAGGAUGGAAGCUUUGGCAAACCAAAGAGAACGACGGAUCCGGAUAGAACCUUCUCCGACUUCGACUCUUCAACAGAGGGACUCUCGAAUUCGAAUUCCAACAGUGGCCCACUUGGGCAAGCUCCAUCCUCCAUGGACGCUAAUGAGGCCAUCACUCGGGCCAGAUCACGGAGUUUGGUAUCAAGCUUGCAUUCCGCCCCACUUUCUGAAACGGCAUCUGUAGAUACCCUCCGCCUGGGUUUUUGCUCCGGAAACAUCUACGCCAACUCCUCGUUCUCCAGCUCUCAUCAGGAUAGGCUUUGGGAGGAGCAAGCAGAUAUUUACUCCAGCGGGGGCCGAGGGACCCCUGGUCGUGGAUUCGAAACAGCAGCCACGACUAUGUCCCUCCAUGAUGCUCCUCCUCAGGUUUUUACAGCCUCUGGGUCGUUGAGAAGAGGACUCAUCGACCCCACUGGGAGAGAUCCCCCCUUCACCCCAUUCGCAGUGAACAGACACCAGGGGCGACAGCAGCGAGGCAAUAAGAGAGGACGACCUCGUGGUCCACUCCGGAGCUUGUUAACUGACGAUGUGCAUAAGAUGGGCUGUGGAACCAGACACCCAGAGGGCAGCAGCCACUUCAUACAACAAAUCAUGCAGAAAAUCAGAGGCAAAUCGUCUACGUCCCUCAGUCCGAAGAGCACGAAUGCCACAACCAAGAGAAGGAACACUUGGAGCAGCUGUGUCUGGUUCUCUAUUAAAUGAUCUUCAUCCGCUGUUUUGUCAUUGUAAAGGAAUCUCACGUGAUGUAAUGUUUGGAAUGUGUGUAAUCAGAAAUGUGUAGUGCUCGAGAGGUGGUGAUUCAUUCCUGUUCAUGGUCAUAGUUUCGCAGUCAACUGCUGCAACAGUUUCAGAAUCAGUUGAAUUCAACGAACCAUUUGGUGUUCCACUCCAUGCGCAUCACUGAUGGAGGCUCAGUGUAUUAUCACACAUUAAAAUAAUUUUGUGCUUUUGCUAGAA